UCCCUCAGCCCAAUAGUUCGCUAGGGCGGUGCUCAGAUCAACACAAAUAAAAGAAGAAAACCCGUAUGCCGUGUAACUGGCUCGCUGACUAGCAGAAGGCUUUAUUCCUUUUCUUUUCUCGAAGAAUGGGAUAGCACAGCACUCCCUUCAACGGCUGCCCUCGGCAACCCACUGGUGACGGAUGGGAGCACACGGCUGCGGAAAUACAAAAAAAAAUCAUUGGAACUGCCAAGACUCUUUCCAACUCAGCUAGGUGGCUGGCGAAGGAAAUCGAAGACUGAGCAAAUAAUGGGUAUGGCUCGAGAGACCAAAUUGAGAAAGCAGUGAUGAAACCUAUGGGCUCAAAGGGUCAUCGUCAUCGGAGUUGGAUGUUGGGUCGGGGUUAGUGGUGGGGCGGAUAGGGAUAGUAGGGAGGUCGGAAGUGACGAGACAGAGAGGAGAGUGAAUUUCGGUCACAACCAGUAAACUUCUACGCUGGGUCAAAUUGAAAAGUGAAGUGUUCCCAGCUAGUAAACUUCACCGGAAAAGAUGAAGUGAAUGUCGAUCGAUUGGUCAACUUUGGGAAUGAAACAAUCUGUGAGUUCACUUGCCCCAAUAAUCUUUUGGACAUUUUUGCCCAUAUCAGAAUAUUUAUUCAACUCAAGACCCUUGUAACCGGAUGAUUCACCGCUAAAAUUCGGUAAAAUGACUUCGCUGGUGCGUUUACGUGAGUUUAGUGACUUUUUUGGCUACAAAAAAAGUUUGAUGACCAAAGGGUGCCAUUUUAAAUAGUUAAGUGACCAUUUCGACCAUUCACUCAUAUAUUUACACCCUUUCUCUCAACUUAAAAAAAAAAAAAAGAAAACUAAAAAAAAGGGAGAGAGAACCCGAACCAAAAAAGAAAAAGGGACAAGAAAAAAGCAAAAAAAAAAAAUAGAGUAAAGAAGAGAAGAAACGCUGCACUACUUCCUCUGCAUCUCCGCCUACGUUCUUAAACCCUCACGGAAGUUGAUUUUGCCACAUUUUGUUCACCCAAUUCAACCAACAUUCCUUCCCAAAAUGGCCAAAAAAUUUCUUGUUUCAGAGAAAAUGUGUCUGUGUUAAUUAGAUUUAUGGGGAAAAAAGGAGGGAAAUGCAGGCUAUGGUGGCCAGCCCAUCUUUCCUCAACCCUUCAACCCCAUUCUCCUUCCCACUCCUUCACUCUUUUCUUCGGUUGGUUCAUUUCUUCCCAGUCCUCCUCCUUUUCUUCUUCGGAGCCCUCCCUCGAUAUCGUCGUCGCUUUUGGCUUGGAGGAUUCUGCACUUGUUUCUUCUUCUGUAAAUCUUCAGGAAAUUCUUCAUCAAACAGAUGGGAACAUGCCUCUAUCUCUACAAGAUAAAUGUACACUUUCCGUGCUGGGUUAUUGUGAAGCAGAUUCAAGUGGCAAUGGUCAGCCAGAAAUGAAUUUAACUAAAACAGUUACUCAGACGUGCUCAACUGAUGGUGGGAAAACCUUCCCUGGUAGCCAGAGUGUAGUUGUGGGCAAGAAUGGAAUUCAUGCAUGUGGAUGCCACAAGGUUCAUGCAUUACUGGAACAGCUUAGGCUGGCUUUUGUACAAAAUGAGAACUGGUUCCAACUUAUUUCUGGUUUUCCUCAAACUACAGGUCGAAAAUUGCAGCUCAUUCCAGAAUUGCAUCACCUGCAUUGGAAUGGGGAAACCAUUUCUCAGUUAGAUCUCCACGUUAUCAUUUAUGAAAUUCCAAAAUUUAGUAGCCACCACUAUUCACUGGGUUCUCGGAGUUUGUCUGAGAAGAUGAGAUCUUCUAUCAAGAAACCCCAAUGGUUUGAAGAUCUCAAGCAGAAGAAGCAAUAUCUUGAUCUGGACACUGUCAUUCUGGCUAUUAACAGUGCUCAUGCUGCUAAGAUCCUUUCAGAAAGGCAGCUGCCUGUGAAGAGUUGCGCUGGUCAUUUCAAGCCUUUAUGGAUGUUUCCUACCUUUACAUGGAAAUUUUUUGCUGCACUUGUGGCUUUGCUUGCAACUUCGGUUUACGUCAUCCUUCAGUCUUUCCAUAUCCUUCUGAGUUACAUGUCAUGUAUAGGCAUAGAUGUGGUGUUAGUGAGAGCAUUCAACAAUACAUGGACGAAUAUUGGCAUACGCUGCUCCCAGUUCCUCUAUUGGCCAAUCUUACUCCGAGGUCAUGGUCAUAGGUCUGAAUCAUGCAUUGAAUAUUCAGAGAAAGUGGCAUUACGCAGGCAUUCCAUCUGGUCAUGUCUAGUGGUUGAUGUUCUUCUUGGAAACUUAUUUGGCAUUUCAUUAUGGUAUCAAGCAGAACCUGCUUGCCUAUUCAUUUCAAACUUUGCUGUUGAUGUCACAAACUAUUUGCUGCGUACCGGAUGUGUUUGGCUAAUGGGAAAUCCAGCUGGUUUCAAAUUAAACACUGAGCUUGCUGGAGUACUUGGCAUGAUAUCUCUGAACACGAUUCAAAUUUGGUCUACACUUGGGUCGUUUAUGGAUUUUUUCCUUGUACCAAUUGCUAAAGCUAUUUCUCUAUGUGGGAUUCUUUUUGGUUUCACCACAGCUGCUGCUCUGAUAAUCGACUUGAUUUCACUCGUAACAAGACAUGUUUUCGUCCUUCAUUGGAUACUCUCACUUGUCUAUUCACAGCAGAUUCAGGCAUUGGCAGCUUUAUGGCGUCUUUUUAGGGGAAGGAAGUGGAAUCCUCUUCGCCAGAGAUUAGAUAGCUAUGAUUACACUGUGGAGCAACAUGUCGUUGGCUCUCUUCUCUUUACACCACUCUUACUUCUAUUGCCAACCACCUCUGUCUUCUACACAUUCUUUACCAUCAUGAACACAGUCAUCAGUUUUAUCUGUGUAGUAAUGGAGGUCAGCAUAUCUGUUAUUCAUACUACCCCAUAUAACAGCGCCUUUCUUUGGUUGAUGCGGAAGAAAAGGUUUCCUUCUGGGAUAUGGCUAGAAAUUGUAUGUCGUCAACAUGGAACAACUGUUCCUUCAGUAAUUGAUCCCCUUGAACUAAACGGCUCGUUGUCGAAGAAGUCACCAAAAAUCCCAAGAAGUGGUGGUCGUAAAACACUUGUUCUGGUUUCAGUUCUGCACAGCAACUACUUGAGCUUAGGUGAAUUGAUCUGCCCAAGCUACAGAUACAUCUAUUCAGUUGUUUCUAGGACAGCUAUCAGCUCGUCAGCGUAUGGUAUUCUAACAGGAAAAAGAAUUCUAUCUGCUCCAGGGACUACUUAUCCUUCAAGAUUGCCAUGGAUGGCUCUGCCUUACAAAAUAUACUGGCGCCUUUGCUUUGAAGCAGUCUUUGCAUGUAGAUAAAAUUGGCACUUCAAUUCCCCAAUGAUCAAGAGACCCCUUUUCGGAUUUAAAUGCUACUUGGUACCAUUCGAUUGAUUAAUUUGGCAUACAGUACCCCAAUGUUCUCAGCAAUGGCAAGGAACCGAGUCGUUUAUCCAGCCCCAUUGCAUUAAUUUUGGAAGCUUUAAUCUUGAUGAGGAACUAACUAAUCUUUCGUUGAAUGUAAAGUUUUGUGCAGAAUCAAUGUAUUCAAUUCAACUCCAAAGCAUGCUCUUUAUAUACUUUUAUUGUUGCUUAUAACUGUUAGUGAAGGUAUCAAUGCAUAGCACUUCAUGUGCCUAUGUUGUCUGCAUGGCACUGGCUUGAUCUUGGUAGGAAAAUCAGAUUGUUAUUAGCAAAUGGCAAUAAUAAAUAAUUUGGGUUUUUCAGGAA
Molecule: messenger RNA, 3707 nt
Organism: Coffea arabica (coffee)
Lineage: Eukaryota; Viridiplantae; Streptophyta; Magnoliopsida; Gentianales; Rubiaceae
Product: phosphatidylinositol N-acetylglucosaminyltransferase subunit GPI1
Biological process (GO): GPI anchor biosynthetic process
Cellular component (GO): membrane
Source: RefSeq, a predicted model, not a curated record